AUGUUUUCUCGGCGCUAUCCUGGCACCAAUAUUGUAUCCUCGAACUCGACCUGUACAGCAGAUCAGCUAGCAGAGAUUGCACAUGAGGUUUGGGACGUCGCCACAUUUCGCGUGUUUCCCUUGGUCCUAGAAAGCAUGUUGUUCGCAUUCUACACGGCGCUCAUGAUCUUUUACUGUCUACGAUUCUAUGGAAAGAGAGGCGCACAGCGUGUCUGGUUCAUCUUCGCCAUCUCCGUGAUCUUGUACAUACUCUCUACGGUAACAUGGACCCUCGACAUAUCGACGCUGUGGUCAGACAUGUAUUGCUUCCUUCCGGAUCGGCUAUCGUCAAGGAAUUCGAAGGUUUCCCCAGACGAGGCCCUCGCGCGGCUGAAUGGCAUUACCAAGAUUGCGCACGAUACUUGUGAGGUAAUCGUCGUUUUGCUUAGUGACAUUGUCUCUUUGUGGAGAGCAUACAUUAUAUACGGAAAACCGAGAUGGCUCAAAACCAUGUCUAUCGCAGUCGUCAUUGUCUCCACUGCUCUAUACAUCGUGAACGAGGUCAUGAUCUACGAUAUCUUCUCGUCUCAGCCAUAUCAGGAUGCCCACGGAGAACGAUUGGUCGUCGCAAUCCAGGUGGUCACCCUAUCGGCAACCGCAUGUGCUCAGCUAUUUGCCACCAUGCUCAUUGCUCACAAGGCUUGGACCCAUCGAAAGCAGCUUCGAGAGCUACUUCCUACUCGGCAAGGCUCAUACAGACAUCAGCGGCCCUUGGCCGUGUUGUGCAUUAUCAUCGAGACAGGGAUCGCAUACACUUGCCUUCGAGUUUUCUUCGUGCUCGCGAACUUUGGGACGCAUAGCGUCAGGCUGCUGGGAGAGGCCGCGUACAAUUGGUCAAAUGCCUUCAUGAGUCAGAUGUCGGGAAUGUACCCUACUCUCGUUGUUCUUGUCGUGUUUGUGCGAGAGUCGUUCAUUGAGCGAAGCAUUCAAAACGCGUCGGAGAUCGGCAGUAUAUCCGGCAUACGUUCCGCAGCCACACCCAAUGCGAACGGGGCAGAGCCUCAAUCAUUUGCGCAAGUAGAGGGUUCUUAG
Molecule: messenger RNA, 1071 nt
Organism: Peniophora sp. CBMAI 1063
Lineage: Eukaryota; Fungi; Basidiomycota; Agaricomycetes; Russulales; Peniophoraceae
Source: the annotation of a GenBank genome assembly